AGUAGACGAACGGAUGUUCAUUCGGAUUUUUAACUUCGAGUGGUUAACUUGUGCUUUUGCGCUUACGUAAUUAAAGGGAUAAUUGUUAAAAUUUUGAAAUAAAUUUAUAUAUAUAAAUGGUUAAAAUGCCUAAUCAAAAAGACAACUCCAACCACAAUGGAAAUUAUAAUGACGAGGAUAUCAAUGAGCCCGAAUGCUUGCGAAAAUUGUUUAUUGGUGGAUUAGAUUACCGUACCACUGAUGAUGGUCUUAAAUCGCAUUUUGAAAAAUGGGGUAAGAUAGUUGAUGUGGUGGUUAUGAAGGAUCCUAGGACCAAGCGAUCACGUGGGUUUGGAUUCAUCACCUAUUCGAGGUCAACCAUGGUUGAUGAUGCCCAAAAUGCUCGUCCACAUAAGAUUGAUGGCCGCGUUGUGGAACCGAAACGUGCAGUGCCACGUCAAGAUAUUGAUAACCCGCAUGCCGGUGCUACGGUUAAGAAACUAUUUGUGGGUGGACUUAAAGACGACCACGAUGAACAAUGUCUACGCGAUCAUUUCGGACAAUAUGGCCAAAUAACAGAUGUGAACAUUGUAAUUGAUAAAGAGACUGGCAAAAAGCGUGGCUUUGCUUUUAUUGAGUACGAUGACUACGACCCAGUUGAUAAAAUUGUUUUGCAAAAAACUCAUACUAUUAAAGGAAAAGCACUUGACGUAAAGAAGGCCUUGCCUAAACAGGACAUGAACCGUCAACAAGGUGGUGGCGGCGGCGGCGGUGGUGGUCGUGGAGGCAACAUGGGUCGCGGGGGUAAUAUGGGUGGUGGAAUGAUGGGAAAUCAAAACAACUGGGGUGGCAACAACAGGGGCAAUGAUAACUGGGGUGGAAACAAUGGUUUUGGCGGAGGAUUUAAUAACGGUGGUGGUGGUGGAGGUGGUUGGAACGGCAACAAUAAUGUAGGUCCAUGGGAUAACGGCAACAACGGAGAUAACUGGAAUAGUGGUCCUGGAAAUUUCGGCGGCCCUGGUAAUAAUGGACCGGCUAACAGUGGCAACUGGGGAAAUGAUUUCGGAGGUGGCUAUCAGCAAAGCUACGGUGGUGGUCCCCAACGCGGCAAUUUUGGCGGCAAUAAUCGCAUGCAACCCUACAAUCAAGGAGGAAACUUCGGUAACAAAAUGGGUAAUCAAGGUAACUUUGGUAAUCAGGGUAACUUUGGUGGCCCAAAUGCCGUUGGUGGUGGUGGCGGCAACAGGAGAUAUUGAGGUCGUAAAAUUGAGCCAGGUCACAUUCGUACUCAGAUUCAAGCAAGCAAUCCAAAAGUUACAGAUAUAAAACUUAAUCAGCCACGAAAGCAGCAGAAUUAACAGUUUCAGUUCAAAAAAGUAAAAGUCAGAAAAUUUAAAGCAGAAAGUGAAGAGAUACCCAGGAACUAUUUGAAGCGCAGGUGGUCAAGAGGAAGAGAGGGACGUGACGAUGAUGAUAAUAUAAGCAGCAGUUACAAUAUAAAUACUUAUCCACAGAUACUAAGAAGUUUAAUCAUGUGUAGGCAUUUUACCACGUCAGAAAAUCAGUACCUAUCGUACAUAGUUUUAAAGGUGAACAUUUUAAAAGAGGACUGCAAGAAAGACGAGUAUUAAAUAUGUAUAAAAAAAAAGAUAAAAACAACCUUCACACAAAUUUGAUAAAAACAUAAUUCGAAUCAGUAUGAAUAUAUCGUAGAAAGUUAAAACCUCGUAAGAGGAAUAAUGCAACUCUAAAAUCAAAUAUCACUUUCCUGGAUAAAUCUAGCAAGGAGUAUUUUGAAAAACAAAAGCAGCUUGAGCAUACAUAAUUUCUAAAAUGUAUCGCUCUAACGCCGCAAUGAUUUUGAGAAGAUUUAUUUAUUGAACUAAAUCCUUGGGAACAAGCACAUAUUGAGCAGCCAGAUUUUUCCACAUUUCACAUUAUAGCAAGUGGUAUAUUGUUCUAGAUUUUUUUAAAUAAUAAUUCAGAUAAGUUCUUAGACUAAGUUUUAGUUGUAUUGUAUUUAUUGUCAAACAUUUGUCAAUGCUGUAAGGUUUGACGUCAGAAUGUGGAAGGAAUAUUGACUUUCGGAUGAACCAGUUAAAAAAAUAGAUUAUGUGAAGAAUAGCGAUCAAAAAAUAUCAAUGAUUGGUAGGAUGUUGGAAUUUGGUUUCUGAAUAUUAAAUUAGUUAAUUUUAUCCAUUAAAAAAUUACCUGAUACUUGAUAAUCUAUGUCUAAAAACUUCGAUUAAGUUCUCACUGAAAUAAUUUUUUUACUAAAGAAUACAAUCUUAUAAUUGUAAACUUACCAUAUACUUAAAAAUACACAUAUACAUACUUUACACCAUGACUAAAUAAUACACCUUUAAAGUAGAUGUGAGAUGCAGAUGAGUAAACCGAAUAAAUUGGUUUAGGAAACAUUGUGGCAGUUA
Molecule: messenger RNA, 2408 nt
Organism: Rhagoletis pomonella (apple maggot)
Lineage: Eukaryota; Metazoa; Arthropoda; Insecta; Diptera; Tephritidae
Gene: Hrb98DE
Product: heterogeneous nuclear ribonucleoprotein A1
Exons: 5
Coding region: 117-1235 (372 amino acids)
Molecular function (GO): RNA binding
Source: RefSeq, a predicted model, not a curated record